ACUAAAUUGAGUAUGAUUUUGGAUGAUCCCGAAGUGUAAACCAGAGUUAACUGUAGCAGUUAGUAGUAUUAGCAGUGUAGGGAAAAACCGAGACAACUGAAUAGCAAACAGCAAGCUAUUUAUUUUCUAAAUCAAGCAAGUUUCUUGUUUCAGGUUAUUCAGUCAAGACUUAGUAUUUUGUUAGCCUAUGAAUCUUUAGAUUUUACCCUUUUUCCAUUUUCUUCAUGCCAAAUCCGUUUACGAUGCCAUCAUCUGGAUUAAUUUUUCGAGGAUUCAUACGAGGUCUAAAUUAUCAAAGUAGAAAUCUUAUUCAUCAUGGAUUUAUUCAAAAGAUGUACUAUGCAAUGGAUUCGAUGCCCGAUUGGAAAAAGCAAAAACUCGCGUUGAAAAAAAAAGUGCAGGGUGGUUGGAAUCCGAAGAAGAAGCUACCACUGGAUUCGAUGAAUGAAAUCCGCCAAUUGAAGAAAGAUGAUCCUUCAUUAACAUGCUCCGUCUUGGGGAAUCUUUAUGGCGUUUCUCCAGAAAGUAUCCGCCGAAUCUUGAAAGCUUCAAAUCGUGUCCCCACUGAACGAGAGCUGAAGCGUAAACAACAAAGAUAAGAGCAUCUUUGAUCCAGAAAAAUCAAUACAGAAAAAGUUAAAAGUUCAGACGUCCUAGUCAAAUAAUUUUAAACAGCAAGGGACGCACCUUAUGUGCAAUGCAUAUCCGCGGAGGAAAUCAAAAGAUAUUCGUGUCUAGCUUGGAGUUACGACUUGAAUUCAUAUUCCUACUUUUAAGUCCAUAAAAUGAAACUAUGGUCUUGUUUUGGACAUCGUUAAUACGAUCAUCUAUUUAUCUUGUCAAGGAAAGUGAGUUAAGUGAAUACACUUUUCCAAAUGUGAUGAGAUAUUUACUGUUGAUUUUGCUUAUGGAUAAUUCUAUCAAGUUUUCGGUCCUACGGUAAUCUAGCAUGUUGUACUCGUUUCCACUCUUUGAAUGCUGAAAAAUAGACUAUCAUCUUGACAAUAGCUACAAAGGUAAUCGGUUAUAUGGAAGUUCCAAUUGGAAGGAGUUUUCAUUUUUUUCCUUUGAUGGAUAGUUUAAGAGAAACUAAUCGGUUACGGGAGUCUGUUUACACCGUUAACAAGAAAAGUAAUUAAAUUAAUAAAUUAAAACGCUUUAGAAUAAAGACGAGAAUUCAUUACAACAACAUAUAUUGAUG
Messenger RNA from Schizosaccharomyces octosporus yFS286, 1201 nucleotides. RefSeq lists its product as uncharacterized. NCBI's taxonomy places the organism in Eukaryota, Fungi, Ascomycota, Schizosaccharomycetes, Schizosaccharomycetales, Schizosaccharomycetaceae. The record is from RefSeq and is a predicted model, not a curated record. Gene Ontology annotation, cellular component: nucleus. The coding region runs from base 225 to 599 and encodes 124 amino acids. The transcript has a single exon.